UCAUUCAGUUUGUAGAAAGAGAAUCGAACCUGGCACAACACAUAAUAUUCAAUAUUUAUCAAUUACCGUGAACGUAUGAUAUAUAAUUCGAGUGAAAUAAUUGGUUGUUUGUUAACAUACCUAGUAUGUAAAUUGUGAACUUUGAUUGCUAUAAUAUGGUACCACCUAGUUGCGUGGUAGUUAAGGAUUCAUUCUUAUAAAUCCGACAGAAAAGUGUAAACAUUCAGUGUAAACAUAUAAGUAUAGCAAGUUGUGUGUGUUUGUCCAAUUCGUGGCAAUGUUGUGCGUCACAGUAUUUUGUGUACUCAGUCUUAUAUGGGGAGGUAGCUGGUGUGAAGAUCUGAGGUUUCCUCCAGGGUUUCAGUUCGGCGCAGCCACGUCCGCAUACCAAGUUGAAGGUGCCUGGAACGCCAGUGAUAAAGGUAGGAAUGUUUGGGACAUAAUGCUGCACAAUACUCCGAGCGUGACAGCGGACGGUCAGAGCGGCGACAUCGCCUGCGACUCCUACCACCAGUGGAGGAUGGAUAUACAUAUGGCAAAAACCUUGGGGCUGCACUUUUACCGCUUCUCCAUAGCCUGGAGCAGGAUACUACCGACUGGGUUCUCUAACAAGAUCAGCAAAGAUGGCGUCGGUUACUACAAUAAACUAAUCGACGGCCUGUUGAGGAGCGGAGUGGAGCCAGUAGUGACCCUGUACCAUUACGAUCUGCCUCAGAACAUACAAUCUCUUGGAGGUUGGGCAAAUCCUCUCAUAGUAGACUGGUUUGCGGACUACGCAGGGAUCGUGUUUUCCCACUACGCCGACCGAGUGAAGACGUGGAUCACCAUCAAUGAGCCACUCAUACUGUGUGACCACAUGUACAACGUCGGUGACAUAGUGCCCAUGGUCAAGGAAGAUCUUCUUGGGCCCUACGUGUGUAACAAGAAUGUUCUGUUGGCUCACGCGAAGGCUUGGAGGAUCUACAACGACACUUAUAAGCCACAUUACCAUGGCAAGGUGUCCAUUGCCAAUAACCCUAUAUGGCUGGAGCCUCUGUCAGAGGAAGAUGAAGAGUUAACAGAACUUGCAAGAGAAUUUGGAACUGGGCGUUACUCGGAUCCCAUUUAUACGGAGCAAGGUGGCUGGCCACCUGCCGUGGAGGAGAUAAUGGCAGAGUACAGCAAGAAGCAAGGCUUUCCAUAUUCAAGGUUACCGUCUUUUACAGAAGAGGAGAAGAAACUAAUACAAGGCACAUACGAUUUCUUCAGUUUGAACCAGUACACCAGCCGUCUAGUCAGAGCCGCUCAUGAGGACGAGACACCCGGGACUUGGUUCAGCUUCGGCUCAAAGGAGCUGAAUGUGGUAUUGGAGACCGACCCCAAGUGGGCUUUCAGCGAUUUGAAAAUGAUAGCGGUAACACCGUCGGGUAUGCGCCGACAAAUCAAUUGGAUCAAAGAGCGGUACAACAAUGUGAGCAUCCUCAUAACAGAGAACGGCUUCGCGACUCGCGACCCCGGCUUGUAUGACACGCAACGCAUCCACUUCAUACGUGAAUACUUGAGAGAGGUACUGCUGGCUAUUAAGGAAGACGGAGCUAAUGUGAUUGGUUACACUGUGUGGAGCCUGAUGGACAACUUUGAGUGGAUGUUCGGAUACACCAUGAAAUUCGGCCUAUAUGCUGUAGACUUCUCCCACCCUCUGCGCCUACGUACGCCGCGAGCCUCCGCCCUAUUCUACGCCAACGUCAUCAAACACCACUCCUUGGACAACCACAGCCCCGAACAGUAUCAGCACUUGAAGUCAACUAACCUUAAAUCUAAUAAUUCGUCUCCAGCUACAAUUAGUAUCAAAGAACUGUUGCUUAUUUUUAUACUUAUACAUGUCAUUUUAUAAUGUAGUGUGAUUUUAAUCUCAGAAUACAGAAAACAUAAGAAGCCACGUUCAUCCAUUAUUAUAAAGCACGCAUUGUGUCCAAAAAAUUUAACUAUAGCUUGGCAAGUUUACACUGUCAUGAUAUGCGGGCGACGGGGGAAAUCACGGGUGUGAAAUCAUGCGGAAGUGAGAUGCAUCAGUCGUGGGUUUUUCAUUCAUCGCUACACACCCCUCGGCCUGCGCGAACCAUCGGCAGUGUUACGAACAAACUUGCCAAGCUAUAUCUACAUAGCAUACACAGUGACAUAUCGCUUUUUUUGAAAUUACACCAUAAACACAAUAUUAAAGAGUUAAAUAAUGAAUAGAAGAACAAUAACAAUUAAUUGAAUAAUAUUAAAUCAAUAAUGUCAAACGAAAUAAAUCAUAUUAUAAAAAGAAACAAGGACAAUGGGCAAAAGUAGUAUCGCUGAACUGAGUAAAUCGAAGUUAUAUCACAAGUUUUUCAUGACUAUAAUUCAUUUUUUUUUAAUUAUAAAUGUUACUUUUUUAUCAGACUCAACGGUGAUUAUAAAAAUAAGAAAACUAAUGUCGAACAAAGGUUAUGAUUCCCAACAUUUGUCAGGACAACUUAAUAAACAAAGCAAACUGUAGCCAAAAUAAGGCCCUAGAAUGGCAGAGAAUGACCUUGAGUGAAGUCACGCACUUGUGAACGAUGUGUGUAGGGUUAAAGGAUCCUUUGACAGUUAACAAACACUCCCCUUUUCCACUCAAUGUCACUCUCCUCGCCUAUCCUAAGUAACCUAUAAAGAAUUACACAACAAGAGAUGUGGGCGGCUCGAACGCCACGAGCACACUGAAGCCGCCUGUACCGCAAGUCGUUGCAACGCGGCGAUAACACUAAUAUUACUAACAUAAUUUAAGAAAAUCUACCAACAUAUUAAUAACAAUAUUUGAAAUGUAAAUAAAUUAGAAAUGUGGAAUAAAUGGCUUAUUUAUUUUUUAUG
Bicyclus anynana (squinting bush brown) is the source of this 2856-nucleotide messenger RNA. RefSeq names its product myrosinase 1. Lineage: Eukaryota; Metazoa; Arthropoda; Insecta; Lepidoptera; Nymphalidae. The coding region runs from base 278 to 1873 and encodes 531 amino acids. The transcript has 11 exons. Gene Ontology annotation, biological process: carbohydrate metabolic process. The record is from RefSeq and is a predicted model, not a curated record. Gene Ontology annotation, molecular function: beta-glucosidase activity.